Molecule: messenger RNA, 339 nt
Organism: Cylindrotheca closterium
Lineage: Eukaryota; Bacillariophyta; Bacillariophyceae; Bacillariales; Bacillariaceae
Source: the annotation of a GenBank genome assembly
AUGGACGACUAUGUCAAGAACAUGUUGGAAGAUUUUCCUAUCAAGGUCAACAAGGAUUCAAAGCAGGAAACACCAGCUGGUUUCACUUUGACUUUCAUUGGUGGUAGUACUGCCAUUGGACAAGAUUUGCCGCCUCAUCUUCAAUUUCCAACAACUGCAACUGCUCCUGAACGAAUGAAGUUGAAUUCUGAAAUUGCAGUUCACCUUUGCCAUGCACUUGGUCAAUGGGGGCUGCCUGGUGUCAAAGCAAUGCCGGUGGCAGUGGGCAUGAACCAAAAGGGUGGAAUGGACGACGAAGAGUUUGCAAAGUUUGUACAAAAUUCAAUCAUGCCACUGUAA